Messenger RNA from Theobroma umbraticum, 1095 nucleotides. RefSeq names its product GDSL-like Lipase/Acylhydrolase superfamily protein. Lineage: Eukaryota; Viridiplantae; Streptophyta; Magnoliopsida; Malvales; Malvaceae. The record is from RefSeq and is a predicted model, not a curated record. Gene Ontology annotation, molecular function: hydrolase activity, acting on ester bonds.
AUGGGUGUUGAUCUGUACCAACGAACGUGGUUCAUUGCCUGUGUGAUUGUGAUUUUUGAGUACUCAAAUGGAGUUGCAGGGUCAGAACGAGUUCCUGCACUGUUUGUGUUUGGAGACUCAUUGGUUGAUGUUGGCAACAACAAUUUCCUUAGCUCAAUUGCCAAGUCUAACUAUUUUCCUUAUGGCAUUGAUUUCAAUAUGCAGCCUACUGGAAGAUUUUCUAAUGGGAAAACCUUUGUUGACAUAAUUGGAGAGAUGUUGGGAGUUCCUUAUCCUCCAGCCUUUGCAGAUCCCAACUCAGUUGGAGUUAAAAUACUGGGAGGAAUGAACUAUGCUUCAGCAGCCGCUGGCAUCCUUGAUGAGACAGGCCAACAUUACGGAGCACGGUAUAGCCUAAGCCAACAAGUCGUGAACUUCGAAAGCACCUUGGAUCAACUACGAAAAAUGAUGGGGAGCAAUGUGACAAGUUUCCUUGCCAAAUCCAUAGCCAUUAUGGUGUUUGGGAGCAAUGACUACAUCAACAAUUACCUCAUGCCAUCCAUCUACUCUUCUAGCUACACCUACAGUCCUUCAGAAUUUGCCAACCUUCUUCUGAACCACUAUGGGCGGCAACUUUUGGCUCUGUACAGUGUAGGACUAAGGAAAUUCUUUAUAGCUGGAGUUGGACCUCUUGGUUGCAUCCCCAACCAAAGAGCCACAGGACAGGCAGCGCCUGGAAGAUGCGUUGAUUACGUUAACCAAAUUCUGGGUACCUUCAACCAAGGGAUCAAAUCACUUGUAGAGGAGCUAAAUAACCGUUCUGCUGCAAUCUUUGUGUAUGGCAAUACCUAUGGUGUUGUGGGUGACAUCCUAAAUGAUCCGUCCACUUACGGAUUCAGUGUAGUUGACAGGGCAUGCUGCGGAAUAGGGAGGAACCAAGGCCAAAUCACAUGUCUGCCAUUUGCAUUUCCAUGCCCGGACAGAACCCAAUACUUUUUUUGGGAUGCUUUCCAUCCAACGGAAGCAGCGAAUUCAAUUCUAGCCCGUCGGGCUUUCUAUGGGCCUCCUUUGGAUUCCUAUCCGAUCAACAUCCAACAAAUGACUCUUUUCAACUGA